This is a messenger RNA of Odobenus rosmarus divergens (Pacific walrus), 1578 nucleotides long. RefSeq names its product enolase 2 (gamma, neuronal) (gene ENO2). The transcript is spliced from 12 exons. NCBI's taxonomy places the organism in Eukaryota, Metazoa, Chordata, Mammalia, Carnivora, Odobenidae. Gene Ontology annotation, molecular function: magnesium ion binding; phosphopyruvate hydratase activity. Gene Ontology annotation, cellular component: phosphopyruvate hydratase complex. The record is from RefSeq and is a predicted model, not a curated record. Gene Ontology annotation, biological process: glycolytic process. Bases 102 to 1406 code for a protein of 434 amino acids.
GCAGCCGCCGCCGCCACCACCACUCCCGCUCUCUCUGCUCCGCCGCCGCCGCCGCCGCCGCCGCCACAGGCUGAGUCUGCAGCCCCGAGAUCUCAGCCAUCAUGUCGAUAGAGAAGAUCUGGGCCCGGGAGAUUCUGGACUCCCGUGGGAAUCCCACGGUGGAGGUGGAUCUCCACACUGCCAAAGGUGUUUUCCGGGCUGCGGUGCCCAGUGGAGCCUCCACUGGUAUCUAUGAGGCCCUGGAGCUGAGGGAUGGGGACAAACAGCGUUACUUAGGCAAAGGUGUCCUGAAGGCAGUGGACCACAUUAACACCACCAUCGCUCCUGCCCUCAUCAGCUCAGGUCUCUCUGUGGUGGAGCAGGAGAAGCUGGACAACCUGAUGCUGGAGCUGGAUGGGACUGAGAACAAAUCCAAGUUUGGGGCCAAUGCCAUCCUGGGUGUGUCCCUGGCCGUGUGUAAGGCAGGGGCGGCCGAGAGGGAGUUGCCCCUAUAUCGCCACAUUGCUCAGCUGGCGGGAAACUCGGACCUCAUCCUGCCCGUGCCGGCCUUCAACGUGAUCAAUGGUGGCUCUCAUGCUGGGAAUAAGCUGGCCAUGCAGGAAUUUAUGAUCCUCCCAGUGGGCGCUGAGAGCUUUCGGGAUGCCAUGCGACUUGGGGCAGAGGUCUACCACACACUCAAGGGGGUCAUCAAGGACAAGUACGGCAAGGAUGCCACCAAUGUGGGAGAUGAAGGUGGCUUUGCCCCCAACAUCCUGGAGAACAGUGAGGCCUUGGAGCUGGUGAAGGAAGCCAUCGACAAGGCUGGCUACACAGAAAAGAUUGUCAUUGGCAUGGAUGUCGCUGCCUCGGAGUUUCAUCGCGAUGGCAAAUACGACUUGGACUUCAAGUCUCCUGCUGAUCCUUCCCGAUACAUCACUGGGGACCAGCUAGGGGCCCUCUACCAGGACUUUGUCAGGGACUAUCCUGUGGUCUCCAUUGAGGACCCCUUUGACCAGGAUGAUUGGGCUGCCUGGUCGAAGUUCACAGCCAAUGUAGGGAUCCAGAUUGUGGGUGAUGACCUGACAGUGACCAACCCAAAGCGUAUCGAGCGGGCAGUGGAGGAAGGGGCCUGCAACUGUCUGCUGCUCAAGGUCAACCAGAUUGGUUCAGUGACUGAAGCUAUCCAAGCGUGCAAGCUGGCCCAGGAGAAUGGCUGGGGGGUCAUGGUGAGUCAUCGCUCAGGAGAGACCGAGGACACAUUCAUCGCCGACCUGGUGGUGGGGCUGUGCACAGGCCAGAUCAAGACUGGAGCCCCAUGCCGUUCGGAGCGUCUGGCUAAGUACAACCAGCUCAUGAGAAUUGAAGAAGAGCUGGGGGACGAAGCCCGCUUCGCCGGACAUAAUUUCCGCAAUCCCAGCGUGCUGUGAUCCCUCUCCUUGCCCGGAGACUUGGAACCCCUCUCCCAUCCUCCCGGAACCUCUUUCUUCCUGUCCUGCUCUGUGACAUCUCACCCUGCCCCCCCCCCCCCCCCCCCCGCCGCCCCAGCCGACCUGCUGCGCUGUUCCUUGGCUUGUCCAGCCCCUGCUGUGUGCUCUCCCC